Messenger RNA from Papaver somniferum (opium poppy), 754 nucleotides. Its product is annotated as alcohol-forming fatty acyl-CoA reductase-like. The transcript has 3 exons. Gene Ontology annotation, cellular component: intracellular membrane-bounded organelle. NCBI's taxonomy places the organism in Eukaryota, Viridiplantae, Streptophyta, Magnoliopsida, Ranunculales, Papaveraceae. Gene Ontology annotation, biological process: long-chain fatty-acyl-CoA metabolic process; suberin biosynthetic process. The record is from RefSeq and is a predicted model, not a curated record. Gene Ontology annotation, molecular function: alcohol-forming very long-chain fatty acyl-CoA reductase (NADP+) activity. The coding region runs from base 13 to 420 and encodes 135 amino acids.
UCUAAGAAUCCAAUGCUAUCACCACCGUCGAAGGGGGGAAGUUUUGGAAAACCUAUCAGGAUCUCUUCUCCUAUAAUUUUCCCCACCAUGACGAGCUUCUUAAUAUUCUUCUACGUUACUUGUGUAUUUCCUGUCAAGGUUAUGUUGCUGUUGAAUACAGUAUUUGGCAAUUAUUUCCAUGAUAUAUGUAGCAUUGAGGAACGGAAGAUUAAUCUCCUUUUACGAAUGAUUGAACUUUAUAAACCAUACGCUACCUUUAAAGGAAUCUUUGAUGACUCGAAUACGGAGAAGCUAAGAAUGGAGGUUAGAUUGGAUGAAGCAGAGACAAAUAUGUUAUACUUUGAUCCCAAAUGCAUCAACUGGGAGGAUUACUUCAUGAAUGUUCAUAUUCCGGGUCUUGUCAAAUAUGUUUUUAAGUGAUAAUGCGUUGGAUCUCCUCUGAGAAGUUUUAUCAUGGUUGCUAAUGCUGAUAUUAAUUGUAGAUUUAAUAUCCUAGCUAUACAUUAUAAUGACAAUGAUGAUGAUGAUUAUCCACCUGUUCAUCAUCACAGAUUUUGGAAAACGGGGUGACAAAGAUACUCCUCCUCUGUUGGAUGGUGCUUAGCCUGCGUAAGAAGAAAAUAAAAUAAAGAAUCACUUGAAAGCUCCUGAAUUUUUUCCUAUUCGGAUGGAGCACUUUAUAUGAGCUUAUUGAUAUAAUUUUUCGCUUCACCGAUUCUUUUACUUAUAUUUUUAUCUUCUGUUUCUUUCUUCA